CAACCCAGAGAGAGAGAGAGAAUAUCGUCUCUUUCAUCCACAAGUCCGAAAAUUUCAUGUUCUCAAAAGAAAAAAACUGGGAGAGAGAGGGGUCUAACAAAGAAACUAAGCUUUAAAUGCGAGUUGGUUGAUUUCCUCUCUCUUCUUAUCUCUUAAGCACAAAGCAUACGUACCCUUUCUCUCUUCUUUUUCUUUAAUUCCCUUGUAUAUAUAUAAGCUUUCUUCGUUCUAAAAUCCUGUACUUGUCGAUCACCCAUAACCCGUCUCAUUUUCCAACAAUCACCCAAAUCCAAGGGAAGUGAAAAAAGAAAAGAACAGAAAAAAGAAUGGAAUUUCAUGAAUAUCAAAGUCGUUUUUCGAGGCCUCCACCUUCCUUCUUUGGGGAUUUCCUUGAAAAGCUUAAAGAUUUUUGCAAUUUCGCCUUUUCCGCCAUUAUUGGCAACAUUUUCUAUGCGAUCUUAACCUUCUUCUUUGCAUUAGUGGGCACCCUGUUAGGUGCCAUGACGGGGGCUUUGAUAGGACAAGAGACCGAGAGUGGGUUCGUUCGAGGCGCCGCAGUUGGGGCUAUAUCUGGAGCUGUUUUAUCAAUCGAAGUUUUCGAAUCUUCUCUUGUUCUUUGGCAAUCAGAUGAAUCCGGGAUCGGAUGCUUGUUGUAUUUGAUUGAUGUCAUUGCAAGCCUUCUAAGUGGGAGGCUUGUCCGAGAACGAAUUGGUCCGGCGAUGCUGAGUGCAGUCCAAAGUCAGAUGGGAGCUUCUGAAACAGCUUUUGAGGAGGUUCAGAACAUCUUCGACACCGGUGGUGUUAAAGGAUUGGCUGGAGAUUUGGUUGAAAAAAUCCCGAAGAUCAUAAUCACUAAAAAUAACAAUGUCGAUGCUUCUGGGGAGAAAGUCUCCUGUACAGUUUGCCUUCAGGACUUUCAGCUCGGAGAAACGGUUAGGAGCUUGCCGCAGUGCCAUCACAUGUUCCACCUUCCUUGCAUAGAUAAGUGGCUUGUUAGUCAUGCUUCUUGUCCAUUAUGCAGAAGGGAUCUGUAAUGUUAAUUUUUGUAAAUUAUACCAUUAGAUGAGUUCUUUAUGUUUUUUGUUUAUACUGCUGUUACUUACCUGGGCUGCUUGUAUUUAUUCAUCGAAUCAAAUGCUUUGCCUACUCUGUCUGCCUACGUUAUAUCGCAGAAUCAAACAUUGUAAUUCAAUUAGCCCUUUGUAUAAAGCUUUUGAUUUACACUUUUUCAAA
Molecule: messenger RNA, 1233 nt
Organism: Gossypium raimondii (Peruvian cotton)
Lineage: Eukaryota; Viridiplantae; Streptophyta; Magnoliopsida; Malvales; Malvaceae
Product: NEP1-interacting protein 1
Exons: 5
Coding region: 327-1034 (235 amino acids)
Source: RefSeq, a predicted model, not a curated record